Angiostrongylus costaricensis is the source of this 495-nucleotide messenger RNA. The record is from the annotation of a GenBank genome assembly. NCBI's taxonomy places the organism in Eukaryota, Metazoa, Nematoda, Chromadorea, Rhabditida, Metastrongylidae.
AUGUCCAAAUAUGUUCAGUGCCAGUAUCAACUUAUUGAUUGGCAACUGCAUUUGGUGACGACGUGGGUGAGGAAGUAUAGUGACAGAUAUGGUAUUCCACUGGAGGCCGCAAAUAGCGAGCGUACUUCGGCGGAGACGGAACUGCUGCGUUCGCUGUCGGUUCCGGACACUGCCGCUGCUCCGGCUGCUUCUGCUAGCGCUUCCGUCGCUUCUUCAGCCGCUGCUUCCGUCCGUCGAUGCGGUGCGGCUGCGGCUGCCAGUCGGACGGCAGCGUAUGUGAGAGAGGCGGUGUCGUCAGUUGAGGGCGGUCUGAGUCGUCUCGAUCCAAUAAUUUCGGACGAGUUACUCGUUUCACUUUAUUCGGACAUUAUUCGCCCAUCAAAACAAGGAGCAUUGUUCAUUUACGAUCGAUUCGCAUUGUUUUCUUUCGGGAUGAAAUCAUACAUUUUGGAAGAAGUUGUGAAUAUUUGCGUAGACCUGAUGAAUUUAUAUUAA